GGGGGAUGUGGCCGCACCCUUCAGCGGCCGGACGCCCGGCCCCGCCGGCGCCUGAGGUUUCCACGCCGCGCUCCCAGCCGUCCGGGGCCGGGUCCUGACACCGGUGGGCUCCCGGUGUCUCCUUGAGCAAGGAGGGCUUCCUUUGCUCUACCAAACUUGUUGCAUGGCUCUCCUGGAGGCUAAGAUGAAGAGUAACAACAGCAUUACCGAACUUGAACUCUAUUCCAGACUCUGGGCUAACAUCUUUAGAUUAUUUGAUCAUCCCCACAACCAUAUGAGUCAGUGGAACUAUCUCCAGCCAGAUCUGGUCAGGAAGAGAGAGAGAUUGAGCAGAUGCAAAAAGUGGCAUGUAUAAACCUGGGCUGCUGGUUCCCCCCACCAUGGUUUCUCAGGAACUUACUGACUGAAAAUGGCAGAAAAAAUCUUAGAGAAGUUAGAUAUUCUGGAUGAGCAAGCAAAGAGACUUUUGGCCAGAAGAACAAAGAAAAACAGGCUUCAGAGUCAAGGAAAGAAAAAGACUUCAGUUACACCCCUGACGUUUGACUUUCAGUUACAAUUUGAAGAGGCUAUUGUUCCAUCCAUAUCUAAGAAAGUACCCAGGAUCACAGAAGACAAGUCAUACAGUAUUAAAAAAACAAAAAGAUAUGUCUGCUUCAAAAAUGAACCUGAACCUAGUAACAGUGAUUUUGAAAAGUUAAAUUUAAGACUACGCUUUGCACCAACAAAUAUAAAAAAUCAAGAAAGCAAGUCAACAGAGCCAGUGAAAGAAAAUCUGAAAUCAAGAUCUUUUCGAUCUUUUCUUUAUCUUAAGGAUACAGUUAAGAUGAAGAGUGCUAACCCUUUGCAUGGUCUAUACCUAUAGAAUACACAAGCACGUAGAAGAACACUGGGUCCUGCAGUCAUUUCUCCCGCACCCAGCAUGCACUGCAGGGCUUACAAGAAGGAAAAAGACUCUACUUCAUUUGCAGCUCAAACUGAAAAAAAACCUGGGGAAUCAUUUGAUUUGGCUGGUCACUUAGAAGAUUAUGUCAAUAAAAGAAGAAAAUCUCCCCCACAGAUGGAUGAAUUUAGCACAGAAGAAAACAAAACCAUCAAAAACGAUCAAUUUAGUGAAUAUUGUUCCAUAAGAAAGAAAAGCUUGCUUCCCUUGUGCUUUGAGGAUGAAUUGAAAAAGCCAAAUGCCAAGAUAAUCAACAUUAGUCCACCAAAGACAGUAACUUCUCACGUGGAACAAAAUGACACAAAUCCCAUAAUUUUCCAUGAGACUGGAUAUGUACAAAUGUUUCUUUUGACAAAAAAUAGGCUUCCUCUCCAUCCUAUGGAAAAAGAAAACAUUUACCCAUACAAAAAAGCAGAUUUUGUUUUAGAAAGAAAUUGUGAAAUCCUCAAAUCUUUAAUUAGUGAUCAACUUAUCAUUCCUUCCAAACCUAAAAGAAUUACACCUACAAAAUGGAAAAGAGAUAUACAAGCAAUAUCUUUUGAAGUGGGCCAUAGAGUUGUAGAGGGUAAACUAAGGAAGAAAACUAAUAAGCAGACACUUGAAAACAUACCCUGGAGUAAACUCUAUAAUUUCUCACAGACUUUUUCCAGCCUAACAAAAAAAUUUGUUGGCUUCUUUGAUAAAAGUGUUAUUCAAGACAAGAGUACUAGACAUGGCAACUUUGAAAGAAUGUUUUCUACAGUAAAACCAAGGAGCAAAUUCAGUCCCUUACCUGUCAAACAUUACUCAAAGCCUUUAAAAAAUAUACUCAAAGUCCAUAAAUUAAAUAAUGUAACACCAAUGGAUGAUUUGUUAAGCUAAUCAAAUGAAAAUUAGAUGCCUCAAAAAAUAUUGUUUAUACAACAGUAUUUAGGUAACAAAAAGCAAAUAACAAAGUUCC
Ailuropoda melanoleuca (giant panda) is the source of this 1880-nucleotide messenger RNA. It is a transcript of the gene C2H1orf141, whose product is annotated as chromosome 2 C1orf141 homolog. The record is from RefSeq and is a predicted model, not a curated record. Lineage: Eukaryota; Metazoa; Chordata; Mammalia; Carnivora; Ursidae. The transcript is spliced from 11 exons.